AAACAAAGCAGAUUUUAUUUUCUCAUGUGAAAGCAAUAUGCCCUCAAUAAAGGGACAUCAUAGUAACCACAGGAAGUGGACGCAGCGUCUCUCUAUAAAAGGAGGUGUAGAGAUGACAGUUUGGAGCGUGAGAGCAAGAGAGAGCACGGAGAAACACAAUGGUAGACCUCAAAAGGAAACAAAUGUCUUUAUUUCUCAUAUGGCUGCUUCAGUUUACAGCAGCAGCUGAAGUGAACGUCUUCCACCUUGGUGUCAGAGAAGGAGAUGAAGUCCGUCUGCCUUGUAUAAACAUGAAAUGCGACCAGAAUAACUGUCACAAUACUUCCUGGAACUAUUAUCAUCCAUCAUGGGAAAGUUAUGUCCAGCUGGAUGUAGUGAAAUCAGGCAGACUGAGUCUUACAGAGGAUUGUUCUCUGGUUAUAAAGCCGAUCAUAGUGAAGGAUGCUGGUUGGAUUUACUGUGAACAGCUCACGACAACAGAAAUACAAACAACUCCGGCUGUAAUUCGUCUCUUUGUUGAAGACCCUGCAGAAAGCGUACCAGAAGGAACAUCUCCAACAGAACAUCCAGUUGCAGCAGCUGAAGUGAACGUCUUCCACCUUGGUGUCAGAGAAGGAGAUGAAGUCCGUCUGCCUUGUAUAAACAUGAAAUGCGACCAGAAUAACUGUCACAAUACUGCCUGGAACUAUCGUCAUCCAUCAUGGGAACGUUAUAUCCAGCUGGAUGUAGUGAAAUCAGGCAGACUGAGUCUUACAGAGGAUUGUUCUCUGGUUAUAAAGCCGAUCAUAGUGAAGGAUGCUGGUUGGUUUUACUGUGAACAGCUCACGACAACAGAAAUACAAACAACUCCGGCUGUAAUUCGUCUCUUUGUUGAAGACCCUGCAGAAAGCGUACCAGAAGGAACAUCUCCAACAGAACAUCCAGUUGAUUGUACAGGUUCUUCUGCUCUGGACUUCAUGAUGUUGGUUCUGCAUGUGGCUGAACUCAUCCUGAUGACUGUGAUCACUGUUCUUCUCUUCAGAACUCGAGGGACCCGGAGACCACCUUAUGACAACACUGUGCUUGAUGAUGAAGAUGAAGGCUCUGUGUACUAUGAUGAUAUUGGAGAACCUUCUGCUUCUGUCAGACUCCACUCAGCAACAAUAACUUCGAGAAUAACAUCGACUCACCAGAUAAAAUAAUCUUCUGCUUUCAUCAUUUUGAUAUCUCAUUUUUUUAUGCAUUUAAAGAAACAGAUCUACCUAAUCAAAAGUCUCAAUUGCAGCAGGAUGAGAUUUGAACUCAGUUUAUUAAUUUCACUGUACAACCAAGAAUAAGUGCUGUCAAUCCAUAAUCUUUUUUUAUCUAAUUCAUUACAGGCUACGUAAUUAAUUGCAUAUAUUGAUGAUAUGAGAAGGAUUGCAUUACAGGUAGAGUUACUGCAUAACCCAUCUUUUUUCUUUAUCUGUAAAAGAAUAAAUAAAAAAGAUGAACUUGUAAAUAACUUAACCCCACUUAAAGCUUCUGCUUCAGUUUCUCUUUUAAUAUACUGAUGUAGUAUUGUUGCUGAAAUAGAUUUAAUGGGAUUUAUAUACGUUUUGCUUAACAUUAUCUUAAGUUUUAAGAGACUCAGUUAUAGUCUUCUCUUUAUUAUUUCUGAUACAAUGUCAUCAUUAUCAAAUAAAGAAAUAUUUACCAUUUAUUUUCUAGAGUGUGUUUUAUGACAAAAGUAAAUACAUGCUUUGUGGGAGCUUUUUUCUUUCUCUUGUUAUUUGUUAUUUUGCAUUUGGUUUUGUAUUUGUUUAUCUCUGUAAACACCAAGGGGCAGUGGGCACCUUGCCAAGCACUUGGCAAUGUGGCAGGCGUGUCACUGUCAGGUGAAGGGAAAAAAGGUUUUUAACAGGGGAAAUGUUUGUUCGUUUUGCAUGUUCUGAAUUAAAAUGAGGAAAAGUGA
Messenger RNA from Labrus bergylta (ballan wrasse), 1933 nucleotides. RefSeq lists its product as uncharacterized. The record is from RefSeq and is a predicted model, not a curated record. NCBI's taxonomy places the organism in Eukaryota, Metazoa, Chordata, Actinopteri, Labriformes, Labridae.